AUGGCUGUUCAGAGCACCCCACCCAGUUCUUCGAUGUCGACAGCCAAGCCGGGGACGACAGAGGGAGCGGGGCCGUCGCAGCCGAGGCCAAGCACAACGAUGCCGACGAUAACGAGCAUGGCUGGGCCGCCGGAGGUUGAAUCGACGAUCCAGCGGCUCUCCGUACACCGGAACGUCCGCGGAGUGAUCAUCCUCAAUCGCGACAGCGUCCUCAUCCGCUCCUCCGGCCAGGUCUUCCAAUCCAGGGCAGUGACGGCGUCAUCGUGCUUUGUAGGUACGCUUCGGAGGCCAGGAAAAUCGUCGACGCCGUCGGGAGCUCCGUCGAUCGCAUGGAACUCGACGAUCAAUCAAGGUUUCUCAGAAUCAGGACUCAACAGCACGAAUUGCUCAUCACCCCUGGUUUGA
Molecule: messenger RNA, 405 nt
Organism: Puccinia graminis f. sp. tritici CRL 75-36-700-3
Lineage: Eukaryota; Fungi; Basidiomycota; Pucciniomycetes; Pucciniales; Pucciniaceae
Exons: 2
Coding region: 1-405 (134 amino acids)
Source: RefSeq, a predicted model, not a curated record